Molecule: messenger RNA, 1975 nt
Organism: Acaulospora morrowiae
Lineage: Eukaryota; Fungi; Glomeromycota; Glomeromycetes; Diversisporales; Acaulosporaceae
Source: the annotation of a GenBank genome assembly
AUGUUUUCAAAAUUUCGUACUCGAACUGUUCAUAUACGUCAAGUUUCCCUUUUUCUCACUAAUUCCAUACUCUUACAAACUCGUCCUUUCCUCGUUACCCCUAAUCAAUUGCGCACAAAAAUAGAAGUUAAAAACAUUGACCCUAAACUCGAACUUCCUACAGAUCCUUAUAUACUAGCCGAAUGGGUUCAAAACCUCGGGAACGCCAAUAAAUUAGACGAUGCUAUUAGUAUCGUUUGGCACUCAAAAAAAGAAGCGCAAUCCGAAGUGGUAUGGAAUCAUUUAAUCGUUGAAUGCGUUAAAAAGAAGGAGGUAAAGAUGGGAUUUCGGUUAUUCAACGAGAUGAAAAAGCAUGGAUUCGUACCAAAUGACCGUACCUUCACUAUUCUUCUAAAUGGACUCGCCGAUUAUCUGCCUUAUGCAGACAACAUAGCACAAGCUCGUUCACUCAUCUCCAAAAUGAACUCCUCUACAAAAUCUAGACCCGUAGAAUUAAACGUAUACCACGUGAAUUGCUUACUGAAGUUGUGCUCUAGAUUAAACAAUUUCGAUGCACUGCAAGAAAAUUUUAAUGAAAUGAUUAACAUUGGCGAUUGGACGCCAAAUCAAGAAACAUUCACUAUAAUGUUAAAUGCUUGUGCUAGGCAAGGUGAAAAGGGAUUUUUGGUAGCCGUACAAUUAUGGAAUCAUAUUAAUUCUAUAAUUGGUGACCACCGAAAAUCCGCGAAAGAAAAUAAUCAACCACGUGAAUCGGACGGAUAUGGACCCGAGCUGGGAAUUACUUUAGAGAUGGAUGAUGAAUUAGUGAGAGCAAUGCUGUUGGUAUGCCGAAAAACCGAAAAUUACGAUAAAGGAUUCGAGAUAAUUCGUAAUGUAUAUGGUUUAGCGUCCUCAGAUGAGGACUUGCUUCAUAAAGCAAUGGCUCCAUCUUCAAUUUCAUAUCGAAGUAUUAUGAAUGAAAAGUCAGUGGAUAUCAUGUUAAGUUUAUGUAUUGGCGCUAGGAAAUUCGAGAAGGGCAUUAUGUUGUUCGAUGAAGCAUUAAGUCAAUUCCCAAAUCUCUCGUUGGACAUUUACAACUUCAAUAAAUUGAUUACCUGUUAUAACCAGGUAGGGAAGUUCACCAAGUCCAUAGAUGUCUAUUAUCCAAUAAAGGCUCGCGGAUUAGAACCGACUUUGGAAACGUAUGAUAUGUUAUUAACAGCAUGUCGAAUUACAGAAGAUUGGAUCGCUGGAAAAGAGUUUUUUAAGGCUAUUAUAGCAACAAAAAGGGUGGAUAUUUGCCUGGAUUCUCAUUUGUUAAAUAUGAUACUGGAAUUGUCGAUGCUAAACAGGAAACCGUGGAAUAGUCCGAAGGACGUGAGAUGGGUUAUAGAACAGAUCGAAUCUUUUGGACCUAGUAAUCCAAACAUGAUUGAAAAAUUUUCGAGAAUAUCAAAGAAAUCUGUAAUGAAAAUUACUUCCGAUGAGGAAAAGACUUUGAUUCAUUGUUCUCCUGUUUUGGUCAGUAGUAAUUAUAUAUCAAUGAAUAUGCCGGUAUACAAUAUAAAGGAUUUACGAUUCUUGAAAAGAAUUGUGUGGGCUUACGAGUCGGCGUUAGAAGAAAAAUUUUUGAAAGAUUUGGACGAAAAUCUAAUACUUAGAUGGAAAGAGAAUUUGGAUUUCUAUAGAACGAUGCUUAUAAAAUACGAUCAAUUGCCACCUUUGAGGAUUAAAUUACCAUCGAAAAACCCUGUAAUGGAUAAAAAUCAACGAGAAGAUUUGAGUUUGAAGAAGAAAUUACAGGAUGAAAACCUGAGGAGGAAGGUGAUGGUGGUUGAAAACAAGAAAGGUAGUAAAGGAACAAAAAGAGAGGUUAUCUUGAAGGAUAUAAAAAGAGAAUCAAGGGACGAAAGAUCUGCAUGGAGAUACGUAGGUCAAUAUGCGCGUAGAGGAGUUGACAGACGAAUGGCAAGGGUUUUUGAGGAGGAGGGAGAAG